Trichoderma asperellum CBS 433.97 is the source of this 1182-nucleotide messenger RNA. RefSeq lists its product as uncharacterized. The record is from RefSeq and is a predicted model, not a curated record. NCBI's taxonomy places the organism in Eukaryota, Fungi, Ascomycota, Sordariomycetes, Hypocreales, Hypocreaceae.
AUGCUGGAAGCCGCGCCGGGCGACCACAUAGCCAUCAUCCACCUUGAGAACGGCCACACGACGCUGCCGCAGAACCAGCCCAAGAAGCCGCAGAAUCGCGGCACCAUCUUCCUCUACGGCACCAGCCAGCCCCGCGAGAACGAGCGCCUCUUUGACGUGCAUCUUGUUUGGAACAAGGACGGCACGGGAGGCGAUGGCCGCGGCGUUCUGCUGGGCACGCGAAACUACGACGACGGCAACUGCUACCAGCCCAACAACGGGGCUCUCAGUCUUCAGCGAGCCGCCGAACUGGCCCCUGAGGGUGCCGACCACAACAUUGAACUCGGCUGCCAGUCGACUGUCCAGCUGCCCAGCGACCUCAAAGCCGGCUCCAUCUACACAAUCUACUGGUACUGGGACUGGCCGGACCUGGAUGCCAGCCACAUCGACUUCCAGGCGACCACGAAUGGCCUGUACCCCUGGGCCGGCACAUUCAUGCGUGGCCAGAAGGACCCCCACGGCUUUACCAUGGCUGCUAUUUCCAAGAACGAGAGCUACGCCAGCACGAUUGACAUCAAGAUCACAGGCGGUAGCUCGUCUUCUGCGGCCCAGCAUGCCAACAUCAACAGUGAGUUUAUCGAAAAGCAGAACAUCUACUCCAUGGCCAUCAAGGAUCAGAUGACGGGCAACUACCAGGUCGACAUUGAUGCCGACGGAGGAGGCCAAGGCGGCCAUGGCUCGACUCCUCUCACUUCCACUUCAGCUGCUCCUCAUGUAGCGCCCACCACGGCGGUUGCCACCAAGUCAGCGAUCAGGCAAGGCAUCGCCCAGCCAUCUACCGCUGCAGCUGGCGGUAAUAACAAGCAGCAGUCAACCGUCUGGAAGACGCUCUACAAAACUGUGUCUGCUGCGUCUUCUUCUUCCACGUCGGGCCCUGUUGUCUUCGUGACAACUACAGUCCAUACUCAAGCUGCUGCGGCUUUACACUCACCCUCAACCACAACCAUCACCUCGACCACAACCAUGGCUGUAACUUCAACUCGCACCAACAAUGCUCAGGUCGCUGGUCCGACCGUCAUUGUGUCAGUUACCAAGCAUGUGGCCGCUGCACCAGCUGGUGAGCCGACGCCGACCUCGUUGAACACUCGCCCAACUGUGACGCCGCUCAACCGACGUCGUAACUGGGCCUUUGGCCAACAUUAA